Molecule: messenger RNA, 1404 nt
Organism: Cinclus cinclus
Lineage: Eukaryota; Metazoa; Chordata; Aves; Passeriformes; Cinclidae
Product: keratin, type I cytoskeletal 14
Exons: 7
Coding region: 1-1404 (467 amino acids)
Cellular component (GO): keratin filament
Molecular function (GO): structural molecule activity
Source: RefSeq, a predicted model, not a curated record
AUGAGCACCACUGUCAGGCAAUUCUCCUCCUCCACCUCCCUCAAGGGAUUCGGGAGCCUGGGGGGAGGCUCCAGCAGGCUCUCCUCCGUGCGUGUCGGGGGAGGAGGCUACAGGGCCCCCAGCGUGCACGGGGGCUCUGGCAGCUACUCCGUCUCUUCCCGCAUGGUCUCGGGGCUCGGCAGCGGCUUCGGGGGCAGCUACUGCAGCAGCGCAGGAGGGACCCUCGGAGGGGGCUUCGGGGGCAGCUUUGGGGGAGCCUUUGGGGGAGGCUUUGGGGGAGGCUUUGGAGGAGGCUUUGGAGGCGGCGAUGGCAUCCUGCCGGCGGGGGAGAAGGAGACCAUGCAGAACCUCAAUGACCGCCUGGCCAGCUACCUGGACAAGGUGCGAGCCCUGGAGGAGGCCAACACCGACCUGGAGGUGAAGAUCAGGGAGUGGUACAAGAAGCAGGCGCCUGGUCCUGAUCGUGACUACAGCCCCUACUACAGGACUAUCGAGGAGCUCAGGAACAAGGUGUUGGUGGCCACAGUUGACAAUUCCAAUCUCCUGCUGCAGAUUGACAAUGCCAGGCUGACAGCAGAUGACUUCAGGACCAAGUUUGAGUCGGAGCAGGCUCUGCGCAUGAGUGUGGAGGCCGACAUCAACGGGCUGCGCCGGGUCCUGGAUGAGCUGACCCUGUCCAGAGCUGACCUGGAGAUGCAGAUCGAGAACCUGAAGGAGGAGCUGGCUUAUCUGAAGAAGAACCAUGAGGAGGAAAUGACCGCCCUGCGCGGGCAGGUGGGUGGGGAGAUCAGCGUGGAGAUGGACGCUGCUCCCGGCAUCGACCUCACCAAGAUCCUGGCGGAGAUGCGGGAGCAGUACGAGAGCCUGGCGGAGAAGAACCGCAGGGACGCCGAGCAGUGGUUCUUCAGCAAGACGGAAGAGCUGAACCGGGAGGUGGCCAUCAACACGGAGCAGCUGCAGAGCGGCAAGACGGAGAUCACGGAGCUGCGGCGCACGAUCCAGAGCCUGGAGAUCGACCUGCAGUCACAGCUCAGCACGAAAGCGGCGCUGGAGGGCACCCUGGCCGACACCGAGGCGCGCUACGGCACCCAGCUGGCCCAGCUGCAGAUGCUGAUCAGCAGCGUGGAGGAGCAGCUGGCGGAGCUGCGCUGUGACAUGGAGCGCCAGAACCACGAGUACAGGGCCCUGCUGGACGUCAAGUGCCGCCUGGAGCAGGAGAUCGCCACGUACCGCCGGCUGCUGGAGGGCGAGGACACAAAGAUCUUUGCUGCCCUGGAAAUAAUAGUUACUUCUUUCCCCAUUGCAGGACCAGUCACCACCCGCCAGAUCCGCACCAUCUUCGAGGAGGUGCAGGAUGGGAAGGUGAUCUCCUCCCGGGAGCAGAUCACCCAGGCUGCCCACUGA